Molecule: messenger RNA, 411 nt
Organism: Fusarium venenatum
Lineage: Eukaryota; Fungi; Ascomycota; Sordariomycetes; Hypocreales; Nectriaceae
Product: NADH ubiquinone oxidoreductase subunit NDUFA12-domain-containing protein
Biological process (GO): response to oxidative stress; mitochondrial respiratory chain complex I assembly
Cellular component (GO): membrane
Source: RefSeq, a predicted model, not a curated record
AUGUCGACAAUCGGAAGAACGCUGACCAACCUGCGAAAGGUUGGAAUCAAGGACUUCUUUAAGCAGAUGCUGUACAUCGGUGAUACCAAGGCUGGUAUUCUCAUCGGUACCGAUCGCGCCGGUAACAAGUUCUUUGAGAACAAUGAGGAACUUCCCCUCCGAACACGCUGGGUCGAAUACGCCAAGCACGAUUACGAUGCUGCCCAUAUCGAACCCGGAUGGCACGCCUGGAUGAGCUACUCCGUCGACAAGCCCCCUAUCCAGGAUCCCUUGUUAAAUGCUGGUACACGAGCUUUUGAGCCUUCGCACGCCAUUCCCAACUUCACCCAGACCAGGGGUGCCUUCAAGACCUACAACACCGCCAAGCCCAAGUUGGCGGCAUGGCAGCCCGUUGCUGCGCCUCGGGAAUAA